Molecule: messenger RNA, 746 nt
Organism: Chiloscyllium plagiosum (whitespotted bambooshark)
Lineage: Eukaryota; Metazoa; Chordata; Chondrichthyes; Orectolobiformes; Hemiscylliidae
Gene: sdhaf1
Product: succinate dehydrogenase complex assembly factor 1
Biological process (GO): mitochondrial respiratory chain complex II assembly
Cellular component (GO): mitochondrion
Source: RefSeq, a predicted model, not a curated record
GCCACUCAUGAAUAAAUUAAAAACAAAUCCUUUCUUUUCCAGAGACGAAUAAACAUUGAAAUACAUAAAAACCCAAGGAGCCUUCACGGGGUGGAUGCUGACAGGAUGUAUUGCUCGUGCGAGAGAUUAGAACUGGGAGACACGAUUUAAAAAUAAGGAGUCUGCUAUUUAACCUGAAAUGAGGGGAAAUGUUUCAGAGACUCAUAAAUCUGAGGAGCCUUCUUCCCCAGAGUGGAGGAGGCAGGGUCACUGAAUAUCACAUUACAGAAGCAUCAAAUAGUCAGCCAGGCUGAUGCUGUUUUAACGCCAUGGUUAGACACAGCAAGCUGCAGAAACAAGUCUUAAGUCUUUACAAACAAUUUCUCCGAGCUGCCAAGGGGAAACCGGGAUUCUUGCCUCUGGUUUGCAGUGAAUUUCGCAGGAACUCCGAAAUACCCAGGACUGAUGUUAUGCACAUCGAGUAUUUAUUGCGAAGAGGGCAGAGGCAGUUAGAACUGCUCAGGAAUUCCAACACCAAGCAACUGGCAGCUUUCAGUAAAUUCAAUCAAAAGAAUUUUGAGCCAUAAAAAUUGAAAGACUCGCUGUGAUAGCAAUAAGAGCUGCCCUGAAGACUUAAUGUUUGGAUUAUUGUAAUAUUUAUCCACAAUAGUGCAAGGUUGUAAAUUAAAUGAGUUAAGCCACAGGAUGUAAAUACAAUGCAAUGAACUAGUUUGGAAUGGUUCCAUUAAUAUUUCAAUAAAAAUUAC